AUGGCAAGCCGCCCGAGCGCCAUGAAAGUAGCGGCUGCUGGGUGCGGCGGAGCUUUGGUUUGGACCAUUGCCCCCGACAGCAAAAGCAAUGGUUUCGCUGUGAUGCGGGGGGCGGAGACGAUGGCUGAUCGCACGCUCCCGACGACGCAGACCCGCCACUCUCGGCCGGCAGCACAAGGAGGCGCCCUCACGCCAGUGGCCUGCACUUUGGUUGGUGGCGUCAUGGUGGGCGCAGCGACGAGGCGCUCUCGGCGCUCCGUGGCCCGCCACGCCGAAGGUCCCCUGCUGACGCUGGGCACACGAGGCUCACCACUGGCCUUGGCCCAGGCCUACGAAGCCAAGCGGCGUCUGGGGGAGGCCUUUGAGGAACUGGCUCCAGAUGAGGCAGUGGAGGUGCGGAUCAUCUCAACGACCGGGGACCAGCGCCUGGAGAUUUCCUUGGCAGAGAUCGGCGGCAAGGGUCUCUUCACACGCGAGCUGGACGUCGCGCUCGCCUCGAAGGAGGUCGACUUCUGUGUGCACUCCACCAAGGAUGUUCCCACCGAGCUGAUUCCGGACACAGAGCUUUGCACAAUGCUUCCCAGAGAGGACACCAGGGAUGUGCUGAUCAGUGGCGAUCCGGCUAUCACGAGCAUUGAGGAGUUUCCGGAUGGCAGUCUAAUUGGCACCGCUUCACUUCGACGACAAGCUCAGAUCUAUAGCAAAAAUCCAAACGUGAAGUGUGUAAACUUCCGGGGCAAUGUGCAGACGAGGCUGCGAAAGUUGCAGGGCGGAGACGUUAAAGGCACAUUCCUGGCGUAUGCUGGCCUCAAGCGGAUGAGCAUGGAGGAGCAUGCCACCAAAAUCCUUGAGUGGGAUGAGAUGCUACCCGCCAUUGCACAAGGUGCAAUCAGCUUCCAGUGCCGCUCAGACGACGACCGGGUCCUCAACUACCUGAAGCCAUUGUCUCAUGCAGACACGUUCCAGGCUGUCACUUGCGAGCGAGCAUUCCUGGCGGCAUUGGAUGGCAACUGCAAGACUCCGAUUGCAGGUCAGGCGAGGGUAAUCGACGGGCAGCUGGUGCUGAAAGGUCUCGUAGCAUCGCCGGACGGGCAGACCAUCUACCGUGUCGAGCGUGAAGGAGCAGUGUCUGAGGCUGUUGCGAUUGGCACGGAUGCUGGGGCAGAAAUCCGAAAAGAGGCCGGCGAGGAGUUCUUCCAGAAGAUGCAGGAUUACGUGCAGGAAGUUGCUGCUGCUAACACGAAGCCUACCCGUGCCUGA
Molecule: messenger RNA, 1260 nt
Organism: Symbiodinium sp. CCMP2592
Lineage: Eukaryota; Dinophyceae; Suessiales; Symbiodiniaceae
Source: the annotation of a GenBank genome assembly